Molecule: messenger RNA, 1927 nt
Organism: Nicotiana attenuata
Lineage: Eukaryota; Viridiplantae; Streptophyta; Magnoliopsida; Solanales; Solanaceae
Product: cytochrome P450 71D8-like
Exons: 2
Coding region: 762-1574 (270 amino acids)
Molecular function (GO): oxidoreductase activity, acting on paired donors, with incorporation or reduction of molecular oxygen; monooxygenase activity; iron ion binding
Source: RefSeq, a predicted model, not a curated record
CUGAACUUGUGACAAAUACUCAAUUCAUUUCAGACACAAGAAAACAUACAAGAUGGAAUCAGUUUUUCUUGAAGAGUUUAGUCCAUUGAAACUAAUCAAAAUCUCCAUAUUCCCCUUUAUAAUCCUCAUCUUCUUACAACUCUGGAGUUUGAAGAAAAAAACCAAGCUUCCUCCUGGUCCAACAAAAUUGCCUUUUAUUGGCAAUUUAAACCAAUUAAUGACUCCAACACCCCACAAAAAAUUAAGGGAUUUGGCCUUAAAAUAUGGUCCUUUAAUGUUCCUAAAACUUGGAAUGGUGCCAACAAUUGUUGUAUCCUCUGCUGAUGCUGCUGAGAAAAUCUUGAAAACUAAUGAUCUUGCUUUUGCAGGCCGGCCUAAAUUAGUCGGGCCAAAAAUCUUGGGCUACAAUUAUACAGAUAUUGCACUUGCACCUUAUGGUACAUAUUGGAGACAACUAAGGAAAAUUUGCAUCCUUGAGCUUCUUAGCUCAAAGAGAGUCAACUCAUUCGCGUCUGCUAGACGCGAGGAGUUAAAUCUGUUUCUUCAAUCUAUCGCGUGUUCGUGUGGUGGAAAACCUAUUAACUUGGCUGAAAUGUUGUUUGCUUUAAACCAUGAUAUAACUACAAGAAUCACAUUUGGAUGUAAAGCUGAUGAUCAAAUGAGAUUCAGGGCUGCAACUAAAGAAGGAACAAUAUUAGUAAGUGGAUUUCAGAUUGGUGGAUUUCUUUCCUUCUCUGUCAUUUGUUGCUCUUGUCACAGGCAUGACAUCGCGGAUACAGAAGAUUUUCGUUGAGAUGGAUGGAAUAAUUAACAAAAUCAUCGACGAGCAUACUGAAAGGAACAAAAGAAUCAAGCCGGAGCAUGAAGAUUUACUUGAUGUUCUGCUUAGGAUUAUGGAAAAUGAAGAACUUGAAGUUCCUUUGACUAUUGAAAACAUCAAGUCUAUCUUACUGGAAAUGGUAGUAGCUGGAAGUGAAAAUGCUUCAAAUUCAGUAGAGUGGGCAAUGACAGAGAUGAUCAAGAAUCCAAAAAUACUAACAAAAGCACAAGAAGAGGUCAGAAAUGUGGUAAAAGGGAAGCCAACAGUAGAAGAGAGUGAUCUACACAAACUAAGUUACAUCAAAAUGGUGAUCAAGGAAACACUAAGAUUUCAUCCACCUGUACCCCUUUUACUACCAAAAGAGUCCCUGGAAAAUUGCACGGUCGACGACUAUGAAAUUCCAGCAAAUACUAGAGUUUUUAUCAACUAUUGGGCAAUCUCUAGGGAUCCAAAAAGUUGGGAAAAUCCUGAUAUAUUUGAGCCUGAAAGGUUUGAAAAUGUAGCAGUGGAUUUCAAAGGUCAUGAUUUUGAGUUUAUUCCGUUUGGCGCUGGAAGAAGGAUUUGUCCUGGAAUUUCAUUUGGGAUGUUGAACUUGGAACUUUCAUUAGCAGCUAUGCUUUAUCACUUUGAUUGGAAGCUACCUCAAGAAAUGAAACCAGAAGAUGUUGAUAUGAAUGAAACAUUUGGAAUGACUCUUUUCAAGACUUCAAGUUUGCAUCUUGUUCCUACUCUACGUUUCCCUGUACCAUCUUAAGUACAUAGUAUACACUUCUGCCAUUUUACAUUCAUGUACUUUGACGGUAGGCCUUGACGUAACUGGUAAAGUUGGUGUUAUGUGACCAGGAGGUCACGGGUUUAAGUCGUGGAAACAGCCUUUUGCAGAAAUGCAAGGCAAGACUGCGUACAAUAAACCUUGUGAUCCAGCCAUUCCCCAGACCCCGCGCAUAGCGGGAGCUUAGUGCACCGAACUGCCCUUUUUACAUUCAUGUACUUUGUUUGUAUGGAAGGAAUAUGUAGAGUUUACUUUGUGUUUCUUUUCCCUUCCCUUUCCAUUUCUUUGCAAUCUAAACAAACAAAAUGCCAAGGAAUAAGAAUAUUGUUUGGACA